CAAGCUACCGAGCCGAGUGUGCAUCGCCGUCGACCUACGGAGCCGAAUUUCAUCACCGUCUGCCUGUGGUUAUCGUGGUUAAUCCAUCUGUGAAACUAGCCAAGUGAUGGAGGACGCCCGACCAGGCACACCAGGUGCCCCAAAGGUGCUCAAGUCCUGCGAUACCUGCAAGGCUCGCAAAGUGCGGUGCUCCGGUCAAACACAUCUCGGUUCUUGCGAGAACUGCAGCGUGAGGAUCCCGAGACAUCUCAACAAAGUCGCGACAAUAUUAGAGCUUUCGCUGAUACCUUUUCCAAGCGACGCAAAACACCAUGCCACUUCAGCCUGGCUCGACCACCCCGACGGCUCAAGUUGGAUCACUCAAGCUUGCAGGAUGGUACGUGGCCUGGACAUCACAGUCGGCGUGGACGGUCUUGACGGCUAGUGAUCAGUAUCAAGAUCGCACUCACUCAGCGAAUUCCAUCAGGAUCGCAGGCCGAAGGCGGCCUGGAAAAAUCCAAAUCCCCCCUCUGAAGAAUUGCCUACACUGUAUGUGGAUCGCCUCCUCAUGCAGUCCUCGACUUCAGGCUCUCCGCAAGGGAAGCCGUUUCCUUUCAAGGGCAAUGGAAUUUUCGGAGGCAAUUAUAGCUUAAGCUUCUUUUCAGACAGCAGAAUGCAAGCAUUGUCCACACGGUUGCAGAAUUCCAAGUUGGAUGAUCUAGUCAAGAGAGUGGCCGAGGUCGUCAGUCAUCGACUGCGUUCCAGUCCGCAAUCUGCCAAUGGCUCGAUCCUGGUAAGGUCCAACGACAAAGAUAUCAUGGUUAACCAGGAUACGGCUGCUAUCUACAUAAAAGCGUACUUUCAGAGAGUACACCCGUUCUACCCUUUUCUCGACCAAACAACUUUCGAACAAAACAUUGCCGACCCUGACUUUUCUCGAAAACUGUCUACCAAUAAGGCAUUGUCUGCUCUUUAUCACUCUGUUCUUGCUCUUGGCUGCCAGCAUUGCCGCAAUGGAAGCUUCGAACCGGGAAAGUCGAGAGCUUGGCAGCUGUUUUCGGUGGCAUUGUCCCUAUUCCCCGACUUGCUAACUCUCCCCGACUCUCUUCUAACCCUUCAAGCGCUAACGUCGAUGGCUAUUUUCACCCUCUCUGUUUCCUGUAUACAGAUUGAGCAUAUUAUCAUUUCCGAAGGCGCCAGAAGAGCUCAACAAAUAUCGUUCGGCCAGCUAACAGAUGGACUUUCUGACACCUACGGUCGGGUUUUCUGGGUAUUAUAUACCAUUGAAAAGACAUCUAGCUUCUAUUAUGGCCGCAGUUCUAUCUUCAAUGACUCAGAUAUCGGUCACCCUGUGCCGGCCAUCUCGGAAUCAUCCUUCAACGGCUUCAAUUGGUUUCUAGCGUCUGCAAGGCAUGCCCGGCUACUUUCCCGAGCAUACAGCUCACUAUUCUCCAUUGGUGUGACCGGCAACUCAUGGGAGUACUUUGGCGCCACCAUCGAUCAAUUAUACUCUAAGCUAGAAGACUGGCGAUUGUCGAUUCCCGAAGAGAUCCGUCCUGGAACUGCAUUCUGGGAACAAUCUUUACCGGGGCCGUUAAUGCCACAGGUAGCCCUAUGGACUCAUUAUCUCUAUCACAGCCUUCUCUUGGCGCUAGCUCGAGCAACUCUGCAUCUCGGAAGCCGCACAGCCGAAGGGACAGAUUUGAAUCGGCUUGUGAGGAGUAAGCAAGAGAUCAUGAAAGCGUCUCGAGCGAUCCUCGAGUUGACCAGAUUGGUCGAGGUUGAGCCAUAUACCCCCGUGUGGGCUCUGGUUGGAAUCCCCGUGGCUGCACUUUUCGUCCUGUUCGACUUGAUCAUUCAUAAUCCGAAACACCCGGAGACAGGAAGCAAUUUAGCCCUCCUUCAUGUUGCUAGUGGCCAUUUUAGUCGUAUUGAGUAUGCAAGUGGUGGUUCCCUGCCGGGUUCCAUGGUGUCCGAAUUUGCCUUCAUUGCAAGCGAGUACGUUAAAAAUGUCCAGCAGAAUUUCGGAAGCGACAAUCUCCCAGAAACAUUGCAGAGGUCGACACUGGCUGCAAAUAGUCAGAAUGUCGAUUACCUAGGUGCUUCCUACCUUCCUAUCUCGAGCCCCGAGGGACAAUUUGAGAUGCCUUCAGCCAAUGACAUUGUCCCAACUUCCCAAACCUCAGGGCCGGAGAUCAGUGGGGUCUUUGACGAUGUGUUUUACCCAAUCCACGACGGUUUCUACAAUACGCAGAACGGUUCACUCGGAGGCACAAAUCUUAUCAAUCUCUUCGGAUCUGCUGUCCCGGGAGUCAGCUUCAACGUUGACCCUUGGAACGACGUAGGAGGAGGGUGGAAGGAGUAA
Cladophialophora immunda is the source of this 2344-nucleotide messenger RNA. RefSeq lists its product as uncharacterized. The record is from RefSeq and is a predicted model, not a curated record. Lineage: Eukaryota; Fungi; Ascomycota; Eurotiomycetes; Chaetothyriales; Herpotrichiellaceae. The transcript has 9 exons. Bases 548 to 2344 code for a protein of 598 amino acids. Gene Ontology annotation, molecular function: DNA binding; zinc ion binding. Gene Ontology annotation, biological process: DNA-templated transcription.